This is a messenger RNA of Megalops cyprinoides (Indo-Pacific tarpon), 3114 nucleotides long. RefSeq names its product phosphatidate phosphatase LPIN1-like. Gene Ontology annotation, cellular component: nucleus; mitochondrial outer membrane. Gene Ontology annotation, biological process: triglyceride biosynthetic process; positive regulation of transcription by RNA polymerase II; fatty acid catabolic process. The coding region runs from base 116 to 2962 and encodes 948 amino acids. The transcript has 21 exons. Gene Ontology annotation, molecular function: phosphatidate phosphatase activity; transcription coactivator activity. The record is from RefSeq and is a predicted model, not a curated record. Lineage: Eukaryota; Metazoa; Chordata; Actinopteri; Elopiformes; Megalopidae.
CAGAGUCGCAAGCUAACCAUUUUGCGGAGGAUCAGUGGGGAACUAACGUCUUAACCAGGAGCUGGAAUCGCAAAGGAGCGAGAGAGCGUCUUGAUCGAAAAUCAACAAUGGAAUCAUGAUAUCAGUCGAGCGCGUGGAGGAAUUUCAUGAUGGUGGGAGCCCCGGUGAUUCCACUUGGUCCUGGACUCAGACCAUGAACUACGUGGGGCAGCUGGCGGGGCAGGUGUUCGUGCAGGUCAAGGAGCUGUACCGAGGCCUGAACCCCGCCACCCUGUCGGGGUGCAUCGACGUCAUCGUGGUGCGGCAGCCGGACGGGACGCUGCAGUGCUCCCCCUUCCACGUGCGCUUCGGGAAGAUGGGGGUGCUGAGGUCCCGCGAGAAAGUGGUGGACAUAGAGAUCAACGGGGAGCCCGUGAGUUUGCACAUGAAGCUGGGGGAGAACGGCGAGGCCUUCUUCGUGAAGGAGACGGAGAACGAUCAGGAGGUGGUACCCUCAUACCUGGCCACCUCCCCCAUCUUAUCAGAGGGUGCAGCCCUGAUGGGGUCCCAGCUGGGCAAGGGGUUGCCCCGCCACUCUGACCCCGGGACCGGGCCCUCCAUCCAGACCCUGGGGCCCCUGCAGUCCACGGGGGAGAACGGGGCGGUGAAGAAGAGGAGGAAGCGGCGGAGGAAGUGCAAGAUGGACAGCGUGAAGCGGGAGGAGAACGGGGACUACUCGCAGGACGACGACAUGUUCCCCAUCGACAUGAGCUCCGACGAGGAAAAGGAGGCGGACGGCAGCAGGGCCUCGGCGCGGGACCUGUACAGAGACGACGUGCCUGUGGGGGGCCCGGCCGGAGGCAGCGGCUUCAAACAGAGCAUGGUGUACGCCUGCUCCGACGGGGACUGGACCCCACUGCAGAGCAAGAUGGCUGAGCACACAGCCCAGGCCUGCACUCUGUCCGCUCCAGCCAUUGGGGGCCUGUCAGUCUCAUGCCCCCAGCAAUCCUCUCUCUUCCAGCUCCCGCCAAGUCCUGGCACAUCCCGGCCCUCCACCCCCAAGAGUGACUCGGAGCUGGUGACCAAAGGCUCGGACAAGGACAAGCAGGACAAUCCGCAGAUGCUGUGGGCAUGGGGAGAGCUGCCGCAGGCUGCCAAGCCGUCGUUCCUGACCUCAAAGUCAGAGACUCCGCUGGUGGCCCCUGUGUCCAUCCCGGUGUCAGACAGCACACACUUCCGGGUGAUUCCAGGGGACUGCGCCCCAGAGCGGCAGGAGGAGCACCCCCCGGCCCUCAGCCUGUUCAUACCCGAGCCUGUGGAGGGUGAGGCUGCUGCUUCUGCCACACAGAGGGCGGAGUCAGAGGGGAUGGGGGUGGCAGCGGCGCGUAUGAUGUCAGAGCUGGAUGAGGCGGGGCCUGGCCCUGUGUCCCGCCAACUCAGCAAGACAGAUUCACCCUCCAAGAAGAAAGACAAGAGGAGCCGCCAUCUUGGAGCAGACGGCGUUUACCUGGAUGACAUCACGGAGAUGGAACCUGAAGUGGCAGCACUGUACUUUCCCAAAAGCGAUGGGGGUGGUGCGGUCAGGGCUGGUGCAGAGAACGGGGCACGGAGCGCCAGCCUGUCCCCCCAGUCAGUCAGCAGCUCCGGUGUCGACAGUGGGGUUGACAGCUAUUCAGACCAGAUUGGUGACCUGCCCUCUAUCGCCAUCUCUCUGUGUGGAGGACUCACUGACAACAGGGAGAUCACAAAAGAGCAAUUUCAAGAGAAAGCAAUUUCCUAUCAGCAGUUUUCUGAAAACCCAUCCAUCAUCGAUGACCCAAACCUGGUGGUGAAGAUUGGAAACAAGUACUACAACUGGAGCACCGCUGCCCCGCUAAUGUUAGCCAUGCAGGCCUUCCAGAAGCCCCUCCCAAAGGCCACGGUGGAGAACAUCAUGAAGGAGAAGAUGCCCAAGAAAGGAGGCCGCUGGUGGUUCUCCUGGCGCGGGAGGAACAGCAGCACCAAGUCGGAGUCGGCCUCAGAGCAGGGAGUCAGUGGUGAGGGAGAUCAGACCGGGAAGAUGGCCUCUGUCAACAGACGGAAGGACGAAUCAUCUUCCAGCGACGAGGACCACAGGACAGCCAAACUGAGCCCUGGCCCCACCCAACCAGAUCCCCUGCUCACCUCUGGGGGCGUGUCCUACAAGAAGACACUCCGACUCAGUUCUGAGCAGCUGGCGAGCCUGCAGUUGAAGGACGGCCCCAACGACGUGGUCUUCAGCGUCACCACUCAGUACCAGGGCACCUGCCGCUGCGAGGGCACCAUCUACCUGUGGAGCUGGGACGACAAGAUCGUCAUCUCCGACAUCGACGGCACCAUCACUAGAUCUGACACUCUGGGCCACAUUCUGCCAACGCUGGGCAAAGACUGGACCCAUCAGGGCAUCGCCCGCCUCUAUCACAAAGUCAGCCAAAAUGGGUACAAGUUCCUGUACUGCUCGGCCCGGGCCAUCGGGAUGGCGGACAUGACCCGCGGGUACCUGCACUGGGUCAAUGAGAGAGGCACCAUGCUGCCCCAGGGCCCGGUUCUGCUCAGCCCCAGUAGCCUCUUCUCUGCCCUGCACAGGGAAGUUAUUGAGAAAAAGCCAGAGAAGUUCAAAGUGGAAUGUCUGACAGACAUCAAAAACCUCUUCUACCCGAACACUGAGCCUUUCUACGCUGCCUUUGGGAACAGGCCAACAGAUGUAUAUUCAUAUAAGGAAGUCGGUGUCCCUUUAAACAGAAUCUUUACAGUCAACCCGAAAGGAGAACUGGUUCAAGAACACGCCAAGACCAACAUAUCAUCGUACACUCGGCUCGGGGAGGUGGUCGACCACGUCUUCCCGCUGCUGCUGCGCGGGGACUCGUCCGACUUCCCCUGCUCCGACACCUACAGCCAGUUCACCUACUGGAGGGAGCAGCUGCCAGAGGUGGAGCAGCAGGACGAGCCUCUGGAGUCCGGAUGAGCGCCACGGCAACGGACGCAGCUGCGCAGACGUGCAGACAGGCAGAGAGCAGCUUUGCACUGCAUCGCGCAUACCCAUACCUCUACGCACAAAAGCAAAUGAGCACUUUUUGUAAAAAUAAAAUAAAUCCCAGUUAACCUGUAAGAACUUUG